AUGAGUUAUUCAUCUACACCCAGUCGUAGUGCGCCUAACGAUGAAUAUUUGCAACAAAGAUUUAAUAAAAUAAAUUUGGAUAAUGAUGUACAAGAUGAGAGAUCAUACGUUCGAAAAGAUAAUAAUUAUCAAACAAACAAGAUUUACGAACCUCAAAUGGAUCCAAAUGGAGCCAAUUGGGAUUAUGCACCUCCUCAAGCAAGAAAUUUAGAUGCCAUCGUGACCGACUUAACUCCAGAAGAAGUUCGUUGGUUUUAUAAAUCCGAAGGAGAAAAAAGAUGGCUAGAAUUUAGUGGAUAUGAUUCUUUUCACAUUGAAAUGAAGUUUAGAGAAUUAUAUGAUAUGACAACUUCUUAUUCAAAGCACAGUGCCUUUUCAGAUCAAACAUCUAAACAAUCUGGAAGCAACUAUAAUUUUCCUGGAAGUAGUAAUUUAUUUGGAGUAUCAUCAAUUAGAUUUCCAUCGAAACAAGGAAAUCAGUAUUCUCAACCUUCCUAUAGUAGAUAUGGAGAACCCCAACAAGCACAGCACAAAUUAGUUGUUAGAGGAGGAUUAUAUGAAAUUAACUUUGAAACAUUUAAAUGUUCAUCUAUAUAUUGGCCAGGGGAAGAAUGUCAAAUAACUCGUGGAACUUGGUUUUAUGAAGGCACAUGGCAACCUUUAGAUCAAGAGCACAGUAGAAUUUUGGAAUCGAAGCAUUUGUCUAUGUUUCAAGGUCAUAAACUUAGUGAAUAUGUUGAAAAUGAAACAAAAGGUACGGUUAUGUAUACGGAAACAUUUCCGGAUUUCAUUGUGGAAUGGAUAUCCCCGAAUCAAGUUCACCUUUAUAGUGAAAAUACACCGUCAAAAGUUGUUAGAACUGUAACUACUAGAUUAGGAUUUAGAAAAUCUACCGGUUAUCGUUUGUUUCGCGGAUACAAAAAUGAGGCAAAUGCCAAUGAUAGACCCGAUGUAGAAAUAAAUCAUUUGGUUUUCGUUAUUCACGGAAUCGGCCAGAAAAUGGAUACUGGAAGGAUUAUUCGAAAUACUUUUAGAGAUUGUGUUUCUUGGUUAAAACAAAAAUAUUUUUCCAAUUUUCCAAAUCAUCGUGCCGAGUUCUUCCCCGUCGAAUGGAGAUCAAAUCUUCAACUUGAUGGUGAUCUCGUUGAUGCCAUAACUCCUAAUACUCUGCAAAGUUUAAGACAAAUGCUCAAUGCUUCUGCUAUGGAUAUUAUGUAUUACACUAGUCCUUUAUACGGAGGAGAAGUUCAGAGAGGGUUAAGAGAAGAAUUAAAUAGACUGUAUUCAAUGUUUUCUGCUAGAAAUCCGUAUUUUAUAAAUAAAAGUGGGAAAAUCAGCAUAAUUGCGCACAGCUUAGGGUGUGUUAUUCUUUACGACAUAAUUAUGGGAUUGAUGCCCGGAUCAUUGGUUCAAAAUAACCAACAAGGCCUUCUUUUUCAAGUUCAAAAUUUUUUUUGUUUGGGAUCUCCUCUCUCAGUAUUUCUGGCAUUAAGAUGGAAAGAUUCACAAAUUCCUGGUAAAAUGGGAGUAAUUCUUCCGCAAAGAUUAUGUCACCGAUUGUACAACGUGUUUCAUCCUACAGAUCCCGUAGCUUAUAGAAUAGAGCCUCUUUUAAUAAAGGAUUAUGCUAGAGUAGCUCCCUUAAUUGUCCAGCCAUACAAUGCUAAUUAUAAAACUCCUUAUUCGGAAAUGCCCAUUGAAAUAAUAGCACCAGAACAACACACCACUCAAGAUACCAGUGUUGCAGGUCAAAGCGGUAAUGAAAAAGAUGAAAUGAAUCCUUCUGGUGUACCAAAAGAUAAAUCGUGGAAUUUGUGGGGUUUAAGAAAUAGAGAUUCCAAAAAGGCAAACGAUGGAACUUUAGAGCCUUUACAAGAAGGUUUGGAAUAUAGACUAGAUUAUAUUCUGCGGGAAUCAAAUCUUGGAGUUAGCUAUCUAUCUGCAUUAACAUCUCACACUGCAUACUGGACGAAUUAUGAUGUGGCAUACUUCGUUUUAACUCAGAUAUUUCCUGAGUUUGAAAAUAAUGAUUCUAAUUUUUAUUCUGAAAAAAGUUAUUCGAACUACCCUCAGAAUUGUCAACAAGAUUCUCAGUACAAUUACGAAAAUCAAAGUUAUAACCAGUAUAACGAUCCAAAUUUUAGGGGAAACGAAAGGGGAAACUUUUCAAAUCAAAGCCAAGUUGACGGUAGAAUGCAAGGAGUCUCUCAUGCCGCUCAAGGGCCGCACUUUAAUCAGCCUCCUCCUCCUCGGUUUCCUCCUCAUAAUUAUCAGAACAUGCCCGAUUACAGUCAUCAAUAUCCUCCGAACGCUGGUCCUCAAAAUUAUUCUGAAUCAGAUCAACAAAAUUAUUUGGUUCAACAUCCUCCUGGGCAUCCACAACAGUAUUCGCAACCUCCUUACGAAACUCAACCGGUGGUUCAAAGACCUCAAAAUUAUCAGCAGCCUCCUAAUUACCUUCCGUCGCAGCAAAAUCAAAGACAUCCUACUCCACCUCCGUCUCAGAGUUGUCAGCAGCCUGUGCAAUAUCAUCAACCACCGCAAAAUUAUUCUCAGCAACAAAACUACCCGCAAGAUCAAGCAUCUUUUCAGAAUUAUCCGGUGCAACCUCAACUUUCGCAACAUCAGAAUCCGCAAACAAGUCAUCAAGCCGCCGGACCUCCGAAAAGUGUUCAAACUAAAACAGGAUUUUUCGAUAAAAUUACCGACGAUAAAAAAAUUCAAGGAGCUGCAUCUCCGACAAAGAGCACAAAAUCAUUUUUUCCAAGUUUUAAUUUAUCGAGCCUGACUUCUCCCGUUAAAAAUUUAAGUAACUCACUUUCAAAUAUAAGCAACCAAAUGACAAAUAUUGGCAAUAGUGCCAAAGAUAAUGUAGGUAGUAGCAACGUCAACCCUCCGGGUCGUUUGCAGACAAAUUUUUUGGGAAAUACUGGGCAAAAUAAAGCAAUGUCUUCAAAUAGUGCACAACCAACUCGUACUCAAUCACCUCAAGUUCAGUAUAAUCAAGGACAGUUUGGACAGUAUCAAUCUGUCACUUCUGGCCCGAAUCAGUUAUACAAUCAAAAUUCUCCACAGAGCAUUCGCAGUACUUCACCGUAUGAGGUGCAUUCUAUGGGCGUUCGAAGCGGUAGUCCGGUAAGUCUACAAAAUCGUUGUAGUCCGAUGCAGUAUGGUCCUAUUGAAACACCCGUCGGGGCUAUCAAGCCCAAGACAAUUCGUUUGCAACCAAAGGUGCCCGUGUACGAACAAAAAGGUAUUCUUAGUCACGAUUCGACGACCAACGUGAGCAACAAAACUCGGUGCGUCUCACCUUUGGGUCAGAGCCGGGUGGUGUGUUCCGGGUCUCGAAGUGCCCUGCCCACCAGUUACGGUGGUUUGCCCUUAGGAGGUCGAUCUCUCAGUUCGGGAAACCUUAGAAACAGCACACUGGUUUGUGGAACGUAUCCAGGAAGUCGGUCUAAUUAUAAUUAUUUAGGUCAAUCGGGUUAUUUGUCACAUUCGGGGUUGGAUAGGAGAACCAUGAGUCGACCUAAUUUAAGUUCUACCGGAAGUACUUGCUUGGGUUCUGGGUUGGGCAUGUCUAGCCUCGUGUAUAAUUCUCCUUAUACGGGAAGUAGAAAUUUUUUAAGUAGGGAAUACAGCGGUUCGAGUUCUAGAUAA
Molecule: messenger RNA, 3660 nt
Organism: Pediculus humanus corporis (human body louse)
Lineage: Eukaryota; Metazoa; Arthropoda; Insecta; Psocodea; Pediculidae
Product: phospholipase ddhd1, putative
Exons: 10
Coding region: 1-3660 (1219 amino acids)
Cellular component (GO): cytoplasm
Molecular function (GO): glycerophospholipase activity; metal ion binding
Source: RefSeq, a predicted model, not a curated record